Nicotiana attenuata is the source of this 1410-nucleotide messenger RNA. RefSeq names its product nucleoside-triphosphatase THEP1. The transcript is spliced from 6 exons. Lineage: Eukaryota; Viridiplantae; Streptophyta; Magnoliopsida; Solanales; Solanaceae. The coding region runs from base 158 to 736 and encodes 192 amino acids. Gene Ontology annotation, molecular function: ribonucleoside triphosphate phosphatase activity. The record is from RefSeq and is a predicted model, not a curated record.
CAAACAUUAAACUCAACAAUCACAAAAAUCCUUCUGCCGGUUCACGCCGGCUCAUUUUGAUAUCUUUGCUCGAUUUUUUCCGGUUUGGGAUGUGUGGAGACUUGAACCAUCUGUAAAAUCAUUAAUUCUUCAGUGUGAAAACGCCACUGAGACGAAAAUGGCAGCUACAGGAAAAUGCUUCCUUGUCACUGGCUCUCCUGGUGUUGGAAAGACAACUUUGAUAGUCAGAGUACUCGAAACCCUCAGAAAUUCCAAUCCUAAUUUGAAAGUCCAAGGUUUCUAUACUCGGGAGAUUAGAGAAGGAACAGAGAGGGUUGGGUUUGAGGUCGUGACUCUCGAUGGCCGUAAAGGGCUUCUUGCUUCUAACAAAAUCUCCAGCCCAGAGUCUCUCAGAUGGCCCACUGUGGGAAGAUACAGGGUAGAUGUUACGUCAUUUGAGUCGCUGGCAUUGCCAGAGUUGCAGGUAAGGGAAGAUACUGAUCUCUUCAUAAUCGAUGAAGUUGGGAAGAUGGAGCUCUACAGUUCUUCAUUCUUUCCAGCUGUACUAAAGGUCCUGCAAUCCAAUAUCCCACUCUUGGCUUCUAUCCCCACUCCAAAAGCAGGCCGAGAUAUACCUGGAGUAGCGAGGAUGAGAAAUCAUCCAGGAGCUAGCGUCUUCACACUCAAUGCAAAUAACAGGGAUGCUAUGAGAGAACAGAUAUGUUCCAUCUUGGCAGAUAUGAUGCAAAAGCCUUAGAUGAUGCAAGGGAUAAUGUUCCAGCUAAUGUUGCAAAAGCUCUUAUUAUUAAACAAACUCUAAUCUGGUAGUUACUACUUCCAGAAACUUACCUUCCCUAUAGGAUGCUUAAUCACUGUUUUAUCCUUUGGAGAUGCACUAUUCAAGAAGACAAGAAUGGGACAAGUGGAAUGUUUCCCCUUUUCCCUCGGAAGGUCAAACUCUUUGCCACUUUGAACAUCAUGGUGUAGAAUGCUCAGAACUGCUGCUGCAAUAGAGAGGAAUUGUGAAGUUGAAAGAAAAAUGGAGCUAUGUUUUAUAACUCUUAACUACUGCCAUCUGCCUCUUCUCAAAUUUCACCAAUGUCACAGACUCAACUUUUUCACUGAAGCUUCAAUUUCUUUGCUGUCUUAGUAUGGUACUGCAAGGCUGAAAGAUGCUAACUUGAUGACUCUUCUUAUUUGUAAUUUGUGGAUUGUAAUCGUGCCAGCAGCUCUUUGGUGAACUUUGGAGUUGGGAAAUCAUUUGUAGAUUAUGAUUGAGUUUUUAGUUCACAUUAUAUCAUUUCCUUUACAUUCAUUGUUUUGGGGCACCAAAAAACAAGAAACCAAUAUUUGGAGGUGAAGGUGUGAUGCCUCUUGUUGAAGUUUCUUUAUUAGGACACAAUGGAAGGGACCUAAAGUUUUUACAUGCUA